AUGGCCGAGGCUGCCAUACUUGAGCAGUGCAGGCUGCAUCCCGAGGGCAUUCCCGACCAGGACCUCGCGCAAAAGAUCUCGCACAUCCCCGUGAAUGACCGCGCGCAGGCUAUCAACUCCCUGCUCUCCAGCCGCAAGCUUCAAAUAUACAAGGAUGGCGACACCAUCGUCUACAGGAUGGUCAUGCAGGAGGAAGCGGUGAAGUUUCGGGGGCUCGCCUCGGAGGAUCUCCUCGUCUACCAGAUUAUCCAGCAGAGCGGCAACAGCGGCAUAUGGACGAAAGAGCUCAAGCAGCGGAGCAACCUGGCGCAGGCGCAGAUCACGAAGAUCUUCAAGUCCCUCGAGUCGAGGAAGCUCAUCAAGGCUGUCAAGAGCGUGUCGCAGCAAAACAGAAAAGUGUACAUGCUCUACGAGUUGGAGCCCAGUCGCGAAAUCACCGGCGGGGCGUGGUACACGGAGCACGAGUACGACGCCGAGUUCAUCAACGUCCUGCGCGAGCAGUGCGAGAAGUUCAUCGUGGGCCAGGGGAAGGUCACGCUGGACCAGGUGUCCGAUUUCGUGAAGAAGACGAAGCUGUCGCACGUGGAGCUCGGAAAAGAGGAGGUGCUGCAGAUCGUGAACACGCUCGUGUACGACGGCAAGGUGGAUCAGUUCGACGAGCACGAGAAAGGAGAGGGGGACGCGGACGACGCCAAGGGGGACGGGGACGUGGGGAAUGACGAGAGGGACUACGGGGACGGCGAGAAGGUGACCUAUUACGUACCGGCGGCGUACCCGGUGCCUGAAAAAUCAGCCUUUACGUCGGUGCCGUGCGGGGUGUGCCCGGUGUUCAACGAGUGCCGCCCCGGGGGUUUGAUCUCUCCGGAGACGUGCGUGUACAUGGAGGAGUGGCUCGGACUGGGAAUGGACCCCGUCGACUCUUAG
Micromonas commoda is the source of this 924-nucleotide messenger RNA. RefSeq names its product RNA polymerase. Gene Ontology annotation, biological process: transcription by RNA polymerase III. Lineage: Eukaryota; Viridiplantae; Chlorophyta; Mamiellophyceae; Mamiellales; Mamiellaceae. Bases 1 to 924 code for a protein of 307 amino acids. Gene Ontology annotation, cellular component: RNA polymerase III complex. The record is from RefSeq and is a predicted model, not a curated record. The transcript has a single exon.